Molecule: messenger RNA, 764 nt
Organism: Physcomitrium patens
Lineage: Eukaryota; Viridiplantae; Streptophyta; Bryopsida; Funariales; Funariaceae
Product: small ribosomal subunit protein eS19z
Biological process (GO): translation; ribosomal small subunit assembly
Cellular component (GO): cytosolic small ribosomal subunit; ribosome
Molecular function (GO): structural constituent of ribosome; RNA binding
Source: RefSeq, a predicted model, not a curated record
GGGCGGUGGGGGAUUAGGGUUGGGGCGGGGGACAGGGGGCGGUGCUGAAAGCCGAGGGGUAGAGACAGAGCUGAUUCUUUCGCGUCUCUGCGAGAUCCUGCGAGCAACUCGGACCAGCGUGCGGGGCGCCCAGCAGCGUCGCACCUCCACCUUCCACCAUGGCCAAGACGGUGAAAGACGUGCCCUCUCACGAGUUCGUGCGCAACUAUGCCGCCCACUUGAAGCGCUCCGGCAAGAUUGAGGUUCCUACAUGGGCCGAUCUUGUGAAGACCGCCACUUUCAAGGAGCUCGCUCCUUAUGAAUCUGACUGGUAUUACAUAAGAGCCGCCUCCAUGGCAAGGAAGAUCUACCUGAGGGGAGGAAUUGGCGUGGGUGCCUUUAAGAAGAUUUAUGGUGGCCGCAAAAGCAAUGGAGUUAGGCCUUCUCACUUUGCCAAGAGCAGUGGUUCCAUCGCUAGGCACUGCCUAAAGCAGCUAGAGGCCUUGAACAUCGUCGAAAAGGAUCCCAAGGGAGGAAGGCGCAUCACUUCCGAUGGACAGCGCGACUUAGACCAAGUUGCUGGGCGCAUUGCUGUUGCUGCGGCUUAAUUUUAUGGGAAAGAAGUAGGCUUGAUCACCAUGUGCUGAGUGACACUGUAGGGCUUUGCCUCACAGCAGAACUUCUAGGUUUCCGACUCCAUGGAAUUCUAUUCUCUUGUUCUGUGUUGCACAGCACAAUGCAGUACCAUUCAUCUUUAAUCAAAAUGCAGUUGCUCAUCCAGUAUC